AUGAAGAAGGUCCUCAGUCUCCUCCCGCUCGCCCUCAUCGCACCAGCGAUCCUCGCAGCGCCAGCCGAGAACACCCAAGUCGUUCUCGGUGGGACUAGCCCCGUUCAGAACAGCCUCUUCCACCUCCCAGACACCGAAAGAGUGCAUGAAUGGUACGAAGACGGAAAGCAAUUCAUCAAACAACACGGGUUAACCUACGAGCUGGUUCAACACCCUCAUUUUAGCGACUAUAAGCUCAGGGUCACGGAGCCUAAGCUAUGUGACCCUUCGGUGAAGCAGUACUCCGGUUACCUCGAUAUCACCGACGACAAACAUUUGUUCUUCUGGUUCUUUGAGUCACGCACCUCUCCGGAAGAUGCGCCCCUUGUGAUGUGGCUUAAUGGCGGCCCAGGAUGUAGCUCCUCCACUGGUCUCUUGUUCGAGCUCGGUCCGUGUAAUAUCGCAGACGGAGGCGCCAACACGACGUUUAACCCCCACAGCUGGAAUACCCACGCUAACGUGAUCUUCCUCGACCAGCCUAUCAACGUCGGAUUCUCCUACUCUGAAGACGGGAGCACCGUCGACACGAGCCCUGUGGCUGGAAAGGAUGUUUAUGCAUUCAUGGAACUCUUCCUCGGGCGCUUCCCCGAAUACUCCACUCAGCCUUUCCAUCUCGCUGCAGAGAGCUACGGAGGCACUUAUGUCCCGCACAUCGCGAACGUCAUCUACACAGAGAACCAACUCCUUCCUCUUUCGCCCGAUGCGGGACUUAUCAAGAUCAACCUCGCGUCUGUCAUGAUGGGCAACGGGAUGACGGACAACUACAUCCAAAUGGCGUCGAUACCCGAUUACCUCUGCGAAGGACCGUACGCGAUCUAUGAUGACCCCGAUGGUGCGGAAUGCACUGCUUUGAGGAGCAAAGUCCCGACCUGCCAGAGACUGAUCAAGUCUUGUCGUGAUUUCAACUCUCGGUUGACUUGUGUACCUGCUACGCUGUAUUGCAACUCUCAGCUCUAUGCUCCCAUCCAACAAUCCGGUCUUAACCCUUACGAUGCGCGUAUCAAAUGCGAUCGUGAGAAAGACGGGCCUCUGUGCUACCGCCAGAUGGGCUGGAUCGAGACUUUCAUGAAUGAUCCUGAGGUGAAAGCUGCACUCGGUGUGAACCCGCAGCGCAAGUUCGAGUCCUGCAACAUGGCUGUCAACCAGGCGUUCAUGCUCCAGGGCGAUUCGAUGCGGAACACGCCUCUGUUGUUGACGGAUAUGAUCAAUGAUGGCGUCAGGCUGUUGAUCUACGCUGGUAAUGCGGAUAUGAUGUGCAAUUACAUGGGUAACGAGCGGUGGGUCGAACAACUUGAUACCAUCUUCUUGGACGAGUUCUCUACGGCUCCGACUGAGCAGUGGGUAACGCUGCGUUCUGGAAAGGUCGCUGGUACUGUCCGGUCUGCCGGUGGCGCUGGUUCUGGCGCUGGAAACGUCACUUUUGUGACUGUUUAUGAAUCUGGGCACAUGGUUCCUUACGACCAACCUGAGGCUGCCUUGGACAUGAUGGUGAGGUGGAUCAUGGAUAUCCCGCUGACGCUCGAUGUCACGGAGGCAGCACCCCUCGUGCCCUUUGGAGGGAUAUAA
Messenger RNA from Suillus discolor, 1605 nucleotides. Its product is annotated as Alpha/Beta hydrolase protein. The transcript has 8 exons. Bases 1 to 1605 code for a protein of 534 amino acids. Gene Ontology annotation, cellular component: fungal-type vacuole. Gene Ontology annotation, biological process: proteolysis. NCBI's taxonomy places the organism in Eukaryota, Fungi, Basidiomycota, Agaricomycetes, Boletales, Suillaceae. Gene Ontology annotation, molecular function: serine-type carboxypeptidase activity. The record is from RefSeq and is a predicted model, not a curated record.